This is a messenger RNA of Ostertagia ostertagi, 606 nucleotides long. NCBI's taxonomy places the organism in Eukaryota, Metazoa, Nematoda, Chromadorea, Rhabditida, Trichostrongylidae. The record is from the annotation of a GenBank genome assembly.
AUGGUCAUGCAGUGCGACAACAGUGAUCCUCAACUGCUAGACGUGCUCUACGCGACGGAGAUGCUGGAUCGGGUCUACCCGCAGACAAAUGUCUACUACUCGGAAUGCAUCAAAGGCGCUAAUUUUGUACUUGGCCUAGCGGUGGCGAAGGGUGACGACUACAGAUGGCGUCCGAAGAGCCGCACGUACGAUUACAGCCACGUGCAGCCUAGUUGGAUGUCAGACAAGCAGUGGAGAGUUCACCCUCACUGGCGUUACUGUCUGCUGAAUGACACCGAUACGAACAUCACGAAAGAAGAGGCGUUUGUCAUCUACGCGAAUCAGAUGAGGCAUAGCGGCAAAUUACCGGCGCUCUGCCGCCCUCGCGAGCAGCUUGUGAAUAGGCUCUUACUGGAUCUUGAGGCAACCAGUGCGCUGCAGGAUAGCUGGGACCUUCAAUGGCAAUUUUUGAAGGACAAUCUGAUUCACUUGGUAUUCUUCACGGCUCCUUCCGGCUUGAUUCGGUUCUACAACCAGACUCUUGAUGACUACGACUAUGAGGAUCCAAACUGGAGCAUUUUUGACCAUAUCGGAGCAAUAUUGAGUAUAGAGCACGUCCAAGAGUGA